AUGAGUAAGCCUGAUUUGGACAACACUUACGCCAGUCUUCUUGAUUCAUGGACUGCCUUUGCAGCAGCCAAGAGGGUUCGGAGGCUUGAGUUGGACUUGUCAUCCUUUUUGAAACCUAACAGGAGUUUGGAUGAGAUCUACUGUUUCCCAUCGGCUUCAAGUUUGGAAUGGAAGGCACUGACUUCCCUAGUGCUGCAUUCUGUUGAUUUAGUUGAAGAACAUCUCUUGCAUCUCUUUUCUGAUUGUCCAUUGCUGGAGAAGUUAUCUGGGUUGGAGGCUAUUGAGGUUGUUCCAGCCCUCAAUUUUAGCUGUUUUGUAUAUAAAGGACCCACGAUAAACAUGCUCUUCGCAGACGUUCCUCAACUUUCUUCAGUUUCUCUUAUAGGGGCACCUAAUAACAGAAUUGAUUUUUGCAAGGAUUCAGUAAUUACCAAAUUCGACCAGUUUCCCUUCUCUAUGUCACAGCUUCAGAUGCUUGCUUUGGAUCUGGAUAUGGUAGUUGUCAAGAGUUAUUACCUGUUUCCUAACACCUUUCCAGAGUUUAGGAAUAUUCGCUAA
This is a messenger RNA of Coffea eugenioides, 558 nucleotides long. RefSeq lists its product as uncharacterized. The record is from RefSeq and is a predicted model, not a curated record. Lineage: Eukaryota; Viridiplantae; Streptophyta; Magnoliopsida; Gentianales; Rubiaceae. The transcript is spliced from 2 exons. The coding region runs from base 1 to 558 and encodes 185 amino acids.